Molecule: messenger RNA, 1080 nt
Organism: Heterostelium album PN500
Lineage: Eukaryota; Evosea; Eumycetozoa; Acytosteliales; Acytosteliaceae
Exons: 3
Coding region: 1-1080 (359 amino acids)
Source: RefSeq, a predicted model, not a curated record
AUGUAUAGAGAUAGAAGUAGUAGUAGUAGUUGUAGUAUAUUUUUUUUGUCUGUAAAUAGUGAUGCUGUAGUUGUUGGAUCACCCGUUGUAGUCGAUGGUUACUCUCAAGAUGGUAAUACAAUCUAUGUUAGAGGAAAGUUUGAAAUUCUCUAUCACGAGAGUAUAGAAUUGCACAUUGGCAAUCAUACUUUGAAUCCCAAUGAAGUUAGUUCCUUCAGUUUGGAAUUCGAUUUGCAAUCGCUGCCGACCAGUGGCGACGACGCAAUCGUUUCAACCACCUACUUGAAUUGCUCAGUUGUUUUUCAACAAAACACAACAUCUAAUCUAUUCAAUAUUACAGUUGCACCUUACUUGGCAGAUGUUAUUGGCUCACCAAAGACAGAGGGUGGUAUCAUCACAUUGAUGGGAAAUUUCUUGCUUGGACCAGAUCCAAAACACGAUCAAUAUAACAUUACAAUUGGAACAUCUUUCAGUUGCUCCAACGUCAAAGUGAUUGAUAAUACACAACUAGAGUGUUUGGCAUCGCCAGGCUACGGAGCAACACAACCCGUAAAUCUAUUCCUAAACAAUGUAGAAACCAAUUCCCAAUUAUUUUUAAAUUAUCAAAAACCAACUAUAGAAACAAUUACAAAAUUAAAUUAUAAUGGUGGAAAUGUUACGAUUGAUGGUGAGAAUUUCCAUCCGACAAUGGAAAUAUUUUUUGUGUUCCAAAAGUGUAAGAAUCUUGUGGUUACAGAUUAUAAAAGAGCCGUUUGUUUUGUAUCAAAGGUACCGAGCAAGGUUCAAGAUCCUGCCUAUGUAAUGGUGACUGUUGGUGAUCAAUCAUUUUCAACUAUCUAUCAUUUCGACGAUUCAGGAAAAGGAAUGGCACCGGACACCAUAAUCUAUCUUACAUUUGGAAUCAUUUUGGGAGUGUUUAUUAUAUGUGCUAUCAUUGCAAUCGUUUAUAUUUAUUUAUCAUAUCGAAAAACAGAGCAGCUCUACAAAGAUGCCACUCAUAAAUACUUUAGUUUAGAAUCGUACGAUCCCAAUCAAUCAAUGAUAGAGGAAGAUGAAGAUAAUGUAUUUACAAUACAAUAA